AUCAUCGCCAGUGUUUUUACCAAGAGAAGAAAAUAACACCAGUCAACAAAAUUACAAAAAAAUCAAAGAUAGAAAAGAAGAAAUUGAUUUGACUAAAUCUAAUUUUGUAAUUUGAUCGAUUAUUCAUAUUCGAUGUCAAAUGGUCGUCGUCGAAUGACGUUCCAAUCGACAAUAAACAAAUAAAUCUCUAAUUAUCAUCAAUCAUAAACCUGUGAUUUUUUUGUUUCUUUAAAAAAAAAAAUAAUUUUAAUCAUCAAAAUAAAUAUACACCCUAUAUUCAAAAUGACCACAGAGAUCAAAGCAUAUUAUAAGAAUGCAAAAAUUCAAUUAUUGAGUAAAUUAGAAGGACAUCAGGAUAUAGUGAAUGCAGCUGUUAUCAUUCCACGUGAUGAUGGUGUCAUCAGUAUCAGUGAAGACAAAACCUUACGAAUUUGGUUGAAACGUGAUCGUGGUACUUAUUGGCCUUCAGUAUGUCAUGUUCUUCCAGCACCAAUUUCUUCGAUGGAUUAUAAUCAUCAAACAAAACGUUUAUUCGUUGGACUUGAUAAUGGUUACAUAUCAGAAUUUAGCGUUUCCGAUGAUUAUAAUCGAAUUAAAUCGGUUAAAAAUUAUGCCGCUCAUCAGAAUAGGAUAAAAGGAAUACUUUUUUCAUUGGAUACCGAAUGGCUAUUAAGUAUUGGACGUGAUAAAUAUUUUGUUUGGCAUUGUGCUGAACGUGGACAACGUAUUGGAGCUUAUUUCUGUCAAAAUUCUUGUACAGCUUUACAGUUUGAUCAUCAAUCUAAACAUGCUUUUAUUGGUGAUUUAAAUGGCCAUAUUGAAAUGAUCAAAUUGGAAAACAAUUCCUAUAAACCGGUAACUACAUUAAAAGGUCAUUCAGCACCAGUAAGGUGUCUGGCUUGGGAUAGUGUCAAUCAAUUACUAUUUUCUGGUGGUGCAGAUAAAAUAAUUAUCUGCUGGGAUAUUGGUGGUAAAAAAGGAACAGCUUAUGAACUACAAGGACAUAGAAAUUCCGUGACAUCUUUAUAUUUUUCCAAUACAAAUCGCCAUUUGAUUUCAACAUCGGAAGAUUAUAUGAUUAUUGCCUGGGACAUGUCUUGUCAACGUAAAGAGACACCUGAUUGGGCUGAAAGUGAUUUUUGUCAACGAUGUCAUCGGCCAUUUUUCUGGAACAUCAAAGCAAUGUAUAAUCAAAAAACACUUGGUUAUCGUCAGCAUCAUUGUCGUCUGUGUGGAAAAGCAAUUUGCGAUGAUUGUAGCUUGAAUCGAUCAACAUUACCAAAAUAUGGUUAUGAAUUUCCCGUUAGAGUAUGCAAUGAUUGUUUCACUACAAUUGAAGACGCAGAUCGAAUUUCUUUAGCUAAAUUUUAUGAUAGCAAACAUUGUAUAACCGAUAUGCAUAUUGAUGAACCACAUAAUCUAAUGAUUACAUCCGGUUUUGAUCGUAUUAUCAAACUAUGGGAUAUCAGUAGUCUUUUUGGUAAUUAAUUGGUAACAAAAAAACAUACGUUAUUACCGACCAAUUAUGAUGGAUCUUAUGGAAAGAAUAUAUUCUUCUUUAAACUCAUAAAUUAAUUAUCAUUAUUAUUACUACUACUACUAUUAAUACACAGAAAGAAAUAAUAAUCAAUACAACAGCAGCAGCACAUUGUGGAUAUCCGGAUCAUAUAUACUACAUACACACACACAUUGAUAAUUUGUUUGUAUUCUCUUUCUUAUGUUUGUAUAUGGAGAUAUUCCAUAAAUGUUUUUUCUUUCUCUUUCUCUUUCAAUCACACACAUAAUUAUUUACUUUUCGAUCAUAAAUUUAAUUGAUGAUGAUGAUUGUAUUGAAAUGCAAUAAAAAUUGUAAUUGAAACUUGAAA
Molecule: messenger RNA, 1865 nt
Organism: Dermatophagoides farinae (American house dust mite)
Lineage: Eukaryota; Metazoa; Arthropoda; Arachnida; Sarcoptiformes; Pyroglyphidae
Gene: Wdfy2
Product: WD repeat and FYVE domain containing 2
Cellular component (GO): early endosome
Molecular function (GO): protein binding; metal ion binding
Source: RefSeq, a predicted model, not a curated record